CGUCGCAGUGACCCCGCCCCCGGGCCGAAGAUGUGAGGCCGGCCGGGCGUCCCCGCGGCGGGCCCGGGCGCCGGGAGUGGGCGUCUCGGCAGCGCCGGGCGAUGGCCCUGCUGCCGGUGCUCGUCGCCUCCUGGGGCCUGGGUCAGUGAGGGGUGCCGGCGGGCCUAGGCAAGCGGCCCCGGCGCGGCGGGGGCGAAGGGGCCGCGGGCGCCAUGGAGGGGGUGCUUUACAAGUGGACCAACUAUCUGAGCGGUUGGCAGCCUCGAUGGUUCCUUCUCUGUGGGGGGAUAUUAUCCUAUUAUGAUUCUCCUGAAGAUGCCUGGAAAGGUUGCAAAGGGAGUAUUCAAAUGGCAGUCUGUGAAAUUCAAGUUCAUUCUGUAGAUAAUACACGCAUGGAUCUGAUAAUCCCUGGGGAACAGUAUUUCUACCUGAAGGCCAGAAGUGUGGCUGAGAGACAACGGUGGCUAGUGGCCCUGGGGUCAGCCAAGGCCUGCCUGACUGACAGUAGGACCCAGAAGGAGAAAGAGUUUGCUGAAAACACUGAAAACCUGAAAACCAAAAUGUCAGAACUAAGAUUCUACUGUGACCUUCUUGUUCAGCAAGUAGAUAAAGCAAAAGAAGUUACCACAACUGGUGCGUCCAUCUCUGAGGAGGGAAUUGAUGUGGGAACUCUCCUGAAAUCAACCUGCAAUACUUUUCUGAAGACCUUGGACGAAUGCAUGCAGAUUGCAAAUGCAGCCUUCACAUCUGAGCUGCUCUAUCACACUCCCCCGGGAUCUCCGCAGCUGGCCAUGCUCAAAUCCAACAAGAUGAAACAUCCUGUUGUACCGAUUCAUAAUUCAUUGGAAAGGCAAAUAGAGUUGAGCAGUUGUGAAAAUGGAUCUUUGAAUAUUGAGAUAAGUGAUGUUGAAGAAAUCCUAACAAAAAACAAGAGCCCCUUAUUUUUGAAAUCUUCAGAGAGAGACUACAGCAUAUCAAGUGAAGAAAACUUAAAUGAUAAUAUAACAGUCCAAGGAGAAAUAAUGAAGGAAGAUGGAGAAGGAAACCUGGAAAAUCAUGACAGCAACUUGGCACAGCCUGAAUUGAACUCCUCAAGUAGCUCUCCAGAAUCCCACUGGGAAGAAGGCAAAGAAGUUAUCCCAACUUUCUUUAGUACUAUGAACACCAGCUUUAGUGACAUUGAACUUCUGGAAGACAGUGGCAUUCCAACAGAAGCAUUCUUGGCAUCAUGUUAUGCUGUGGUUCCAGUAUUAGACAAACUUGGCCCUACAGUGUUUGCUCCUGUUAAAAUGGAUCUGGUUGGGAAUAUUAAGAAAGUAAAUCAGAAAUAUAUAACCAACAAGGAAGAGUUUACCACCCUUCAGAAGAUAGUGCUGCAUGAAGUGGAGGCAGAUGUAGCCCAGGUUAGGAACUCAGCUACAGAAGCCCUCUUGUGGCUGAAGAGAGGUCUGAAAUUUUUGAAGGGAUUUUUAACAGAAGUGAAAAAUGGAGAAAAGGAUAUCCAGACAGCCCUGAAUAAUGCAUAUGGUAAAACAUUACGGCAACACCAUGGUUGGGUAGUUCGAGGGGUUUUCGCGUUAGCUCUGAGGGCUGCUCCAUCCUAUGAAGAUUUUGUGGCUGCAUUAACAAUAAAGGAAGGCGACCACCAGAAAGAAGCUUUCAGUAUUGGGAUGCAGAGAGACCUCAGCCUUUACCUCCCUGCCAUGGAAAAACAGUUGGCGAUACUGGACACUUUAUACGAGGUCCACGGACUGGAGUCUGAUGAAGUUGUGUGACAUCUGCGGGAUAGCGCCUCCUCCUAAUUUCAGGGAAUAAAGUUUGCUAAAGUGUUUUGUUGCCCUACUUAAUUUCCAGCAACAGCUUCAACCCUCUCCAACACCCUACUUAGAGGGAUGGAGAGGAAGAGCCAAAACCCAGUGCUUUUGUAUAUAAUUUUUUAAAAAGCAUAUGUGUUUUGUGUGUUUAAAAAUCAAGGUGCUAUAUAUUUCAGUUCAAAGGGCCUAUUGGAAACAAAAUCAUAUAGCUAAGCUCUGUUCUGCUAUUUAUAGACUGGACAGCAAGUUAUAAGAGCAGAUUUGACAAAUGAAUUUGUUGGUAUUAUGUUUUAUUUUGUUUCUAUUUUUUAUUUGCAAUUUGCCUCCAAAACUCAGGCUGGAAAUGAGCAUAUUCUCUAUCAAGGAUUAUAAUUUAUAGCCAGUGUUUGAGCCAACUUAGAAGUAAACUGAAAACUUGGAGAGAGUUUAAGCCCCUUUGUCAAAGCUGUUGAAAUAUAGAGUUUGUGAAUCUUAGACCUUUUUUAGUGAAUCCUCUCCUCCAUGGUUUUGUUUGUGAGACAAGCCUGAAGUGAAGUUGCAUGUGGGGACUGGAUGGGACAUUGACAAGGAGUGCCACCCUUUUCACAGGCGGGGAGGCUGGCCCCCAAGAGAUGAGUGGGCGCCACAGCAUCAAGCUGGGGGAAAGUACGGGAGGGGUGGGACAAAUCAUCUGAGAUGACACAUAUAUAGUGCCCACCCUUUACUAGCAUGUUUUCCCCUGCAUUAUCUCCUGUGGACAUCACAGCACAACUGUGACCUUCAAAGGGAUUAUUUUCCCAUUUCAGAAGUCCAGUUUGGAGGUUGAGUGAUUUGCUCAGUCACAGAAUCUCUAAAUAGAGGAGGCAGGACUUAAGCAGAGGUCUCCAAAGAUUUCAAAGUGGAAGCAAAUUCAGGAAAGCCAGUUAUUUUUUUUUAAAUGCAUAUGUUUUUUCUCAGUGUGGUCUAUAGACCACCUGUGCAUCAAAAAUCACAUGGAGUGCUUGUUGAAAAAGCCAAUUCCCAGGCCUUACCCUGACCUAAAGAACCAGAGUCUUAGGGGUAAAACUCAGGAAUCUGCAUUUUAAUAAAUUUCCUAGGUGAUUUUUAUGCACACAGGGUUGAAGAACCACUAGAUUAAAUUCUAGUUUACAUAGUCCCCAGUCUUCUGCAUGAAUUGAGUGAUGUAUCCUUUUUUUUCCAAAGAGGAAGAGGCUAUCAUUUAAAUAAAAGAAAGCAAAUGGGAAGUAGCACAAGUUUACUCAGCAGCAUUUUUAAUUCAACCAGCAUCAGCAACCAGAACACCUUGGUUCUGAGUGUGUCCUCUGAUAAAUCGGGUUUAAUCACAAAACCAGGGUGCAGAGUAAGCCAAAUGCAGCUGCUUACCAAUCUCAAAAGCUUUGGGGCAGUGUCAGAGUUUAAAGAUGGAACUUGAGUAUUUUAUAUAUUUCAUAAAACAACCUUGAAAAAUGUGAUGCCAAAACCGUGGCCCUAGUCUCUCGGUAGGCCAAGCUGUCAAGAGUGUGCUUAGGAGAGAAGCCCCAGGUACCUUCCCCACAGAGGCUGCUUUCUUCUAGCACCAGACAGGGAAAUUCCAGCAUGAGGUAGUUCCCCAGGGUGGAAGGUGGUGAGUUCCUUUGAUGGGCGCAGGUGAAUGCCACCUGAAUAGCUCCAGAUGCUGUUCCUGCUGCAGAUCCCUGGGGCAGAGAGGUUAGUAUAGGGAAGGCUGCUGGUAUUUUGCUUUUUGUCUAUCUUUAUAAACAAAUGGGCUUUUAUUUAGUGCAAAUUACUGAAGCAGGUACUCCGCCCACAUAAGGACUUCUGGAAAUUGCUUAAACUUAGAAAAGCACUUCAAAUGUUUUAGACUUGGGAGAAAAAGGUUGCUAAAAUGAUGAUGAUUAUUUUGUAUUUUAGCAUUUGCUGUCAGCAGCUGCCAAGAUGUGUGCACUAUCCCCACCACCACCCUUCCGUGAGGAAUUAGUGUGGAUCUCCUCUGACCUGUGGGAAUGGGGUGGGGGGUGAGGGGGUAAUUUAGACUUCCUGCCCUUAACAUAGAUCCUAAAGGGAAAAAAGAAAAAGUAUGCAGUCUUUGUGCAUACUUUGAAUGAAGAUGCUUUAGGCAGCGUGCCAUUCAGAGGGGAUGAUAGUGGACGAGUCUAAGUAUUCUGAAGCAUGGCAGUUCUAGGCAGUGGUUGGUUCUGCCUGUCACCUCAGGUAAACUCUUGAAGAGGAGGUGGGGACUCUGAAAAUACCUCAGAUUUGCUGCUGAGGCUCGGAAUACACAAAAAGAACUGCUCAGCAUUUUACAUUUUAUGUAAGUACUGCUUAGAUGUGCAUGGCUCAAUUUUAUGAGGAAGAGGGGCUUAAUAUUUUCUGGGAUAAUUGAGAACUUGUAGCAUAGUUUGAAUAACUUGAAUAAGUUACAUUUUCUCAUCACCCUUUUCCAGGAGGUAGUGUUUUUGGUACGUAUUUUCUUCACUAGAGUUUAUGAAGUUUAUUGAAGAUGUGUAAAGCUCUUAGCCCUUGAAUAAAAAUAAUUAGAAAUUGAACCUAAUACCAAAUUAUAAAGUCAAAUUGACCUCCUAGUUCUAUGUUAGUUGAUUUUCCAUUUUAAUUAAGGUAGUACUUUGUGCUAAUUUGCAGUUACUUUCUAACGAAGGGUCACUGAGAAAAGAUACUUAAAGAUUUCUGAGACACCUAAGCUUUCUGUCACCCUGACAGUGAGGGGAGAUGAGAAGACUCUAGUAUGUUUGUUGACAAAGUAAUCACUUUAUGUUCAUAGCUUAAAACAUUUUUAUGAUUCCUUUUCUAGAGUAGCCUUUAAAGGGAACCUGAAGAAAAAGGUAAUCUGUCUUCUAGGUAUUAGUAGAAGCUAGUCAGUAACAUUUGGAUGGUACCUUACAAAAUGCUUUCACAUCCAGCAUUUCCUCGUGCUUGCACUUCUCUCCACAGUGGAAGCAAAGGCUGUACACAGAAUAGGAAUCAAUAUGUAUUUGUUGAAUCAAACAAAACCCUUUCAAGGAUGGCAUGACUUUUGUCCUUUGAAAACAAAAUUUGAUUCAUUAUAGCUAAUCCUGAUUAGAAAUGUUAAAUUGGAGAGAUAUCUUUUGGGGAUGAAACCAACUUGCGACUAUCAAGUAGACAUGAUUUUCUCAUCAGCUCCUGAUACAGUUCUGAAGGGAGUUCCAGGAGAGGGACUCUCAGAAUGUCAAGCAUGUAGGUUCCCAGGGAAUUGACAUUGAAGGGCAGUUUUCAUUAGGGUGUGUAAGUAGUGGUUUGAGGCACCUUGCCAAUAUUAUUUGCAUGUCUUUUUGAACAUAAAGCUUCCCCAAAUCUCAUAUUCCACAACAAGGGAUAUCUUAGUUCCAUAGUCCAGGCUCAUUGCUUCUUUCUCCUCUGCUACUGAAAAUUGCCAGCAGUGCCCCGUCAGAGCACCAGAUUUACCCCCUUCUCAGCUGUCUGUCCAAUUCCUCAGCAGCAUCUCCUAGCUCUUGUGGAGAGCAUCUGGAACAGAGUUGGCUCAGGGUUAGGUGCUCAAUUCCUGGUGAUUCUGUUCACUCCCAUGGCAGACUGCAGGAGCUUCUUAGAGAACCCUUCCCAUUUGUAGUUGAAAGGCAAGUGAACAUCAUGAUGUGUAAGCAUCUAAGAAAGGUGGUCUAUUAUUAAAUAAGUACUACUGGGGAAAUUUGCAGUCUUCUUUUUUUGAUUAUUAAUUGCAUGUAGCGUAUAUGUCCAAAAAGUUAAUGCUUUCAAGUUUAUACUUUCACAAUAGCGUUUUCAAUUAAGAAAAAUGUGGUAGGGACUAAUAGAUAAAGUAUACUUUUCCUCAUUAAAUUGGAAGGGAGGAAAAGAGCUGAAGUAAGAGAUUUCUUACUAAGGAAACCUAGUUUGACUGUGAAGAUCAUAUAUGAAGAAAUAUUAGAUAAGGCAAUGGAGAGAGCCAGAGGAUCAGGAGCAAAAUAAGAUGGUAUGGAACAUUUUGGAAGCUAUAUGGAGGAAAACUAUUCUUUAUGCUUUUUUCUACUUAAUUAUCAUGACCUACAAGAAGUUAGUUACAUAAUGGUGCGUUUCUGAAUCAUUGAUUAAAAUCACUUGCUUCUGAUUUUAGUCAUAGAUUUUAAAACUAUUUAACUUCCUCACCCUUAUGUUUCAUUCCUUUUUUUAAGGUAAACUGAAUUUUUAGAUUUAGAAUUUAUAAGUAAGUAAAAUCUAUUUUAAGCCUUUGUUCUAUUCACUGAGUUAAUGUAAUGUGUUUGGGCCUAGAAGGCUUGACAUCGGUUCCCUUUGUGAUCUUGUGUAGUCUGUACACAAACUUCAGUGUAUACAGUCAGUCUGCAUCGCUGUGAAAUGUACAGAGAAUGCUUCUUUAGAAAAACAUGUUCUGCUUCUGAAUGUUCCUUUGUAAUCUAAGUUGCUUACUCAGGGGUUUCACAAUAAAGAUAUAUAAAAAAAAUUCACUUAGCUAUUUAACAGUAUUUUCAGAUUGCUUCUAUUGCAAGGUCAUUAGGGAUCUUUCAACAAUUCCAUAAGCCUACUGUUCAGUAGACCUUCCCUGUAUACAGUCCCCAUUCCUACCCUGUCUCAUCUCACAGCCCUGUGUACAGUUGCCCUUUGCACGAUUUCUCACUGCACUGCUGCAUUAAGGCCCUCUCGGGCAUGAUUUAAAUGAUCAUUGACAGCACCACUCUGGUGUCAUUGACUCAUGCAUUGAUCUUUCUCCUCCACUGUUUUCAUAUAGCCCUUAAUUAAGAAAGAAAAAACAUACUGCUAUUCUGCAAUGCAAAGGUUGUCAAAAUUCUUUGGUUGCCCUUAUUAACCACUUUUCUUUCAGAGUGAAUAAAUGUUUUCAGCCAGCCUAUGCGAGGACAAAGAAAGAAAUCCUGUUUGUUUGAAAUUUUUCAUAUAUUUUAAAGUGUGUUUACUAUUUCCUCUCUGAACUUUAUAAAACAGAAGCCACCCUGGGAUGGUUGGUACUGUUUACAGAGCUGAUCUCGUCCAUGCAGACUGUGUGUGUGUCUAUUUAUAGGUUAUUUGGAGUCAGUGAUGACAAGAAGAGUGGUCUAGAAGUCAUUCUGUUGGUUCUUAGGCUAAUGAGCCAGUUUCAUGACAUGUUUAAUGUAUGGUUCCCAUGUGUCAUGAGAAUUUCAGUAGAAUGUCAUUAAACAGCCCAACUACCUCAUAAUUAAUUGGCUGUGGACAAUCUGUGUCAGAUGAAAAAUGUGUUAAGAUAAUUGUAAUCUGGUAAAUAGGUUGAAUAAAAUGAUAUCUGUAUAAAGAAGGAACACGUUAGACCAGACGCCAAAGGCUAAAAUGUACAUAGAUUUCCUUGGGUUAAUUUUUUGAAGUCAGUGUUUGAUUCCACACCCAGUAUUCUUUACUUGAAUGUAUGUGGUUUCAUAGAUCCAUGCACUUUGAAUAUCUGUUGUAUGCUGUCUUAUGUUACCUGUUAUAAAAUACCUUCAUCAUUUUUAAAUAAGCAUCACAAUGACAGUAGAAAGCAAGUUAAACUACGAAAUAUCAAGUGGUUUGUUGAUUUCUUAAUUUUAAUGGACCUUUACUUAGAAUACCAUGUGUUUGAACCUUUUAGGACCUACCAAGAGAUGAAUGAUAUCCAGUGUUUAGUUUGCAUUGUUUCUCUGUCCAAAUUCUUAUGCUAUGUCUUGUGGGGAGGGGGAACAAGGGAGGGUUUUACUUUUUUUGAAAAAAGGUUU
Molecule: messenger RNA, 7501 nt
Organism: Choloepus didactylus (southern two-toed sloth)
Lineage: Eukaryota; Metazoa; Chordata; Mammalia; Pilosa; Megalonychidae
Gene: PLEKHA8
Product: pleckstrin homology domain containing A8
Exons: 14
Coding region: 213-1775 (520 amino acids)
Biological process (GO): intermembrane lipid transfer; ceramide transport
Cellular component (GO): cytoplasm; cytosol; membrane
Molecular function (GO): ceramide 1-phosphate transfer activity; ceramide 1-phosphate binding
Source: RefSeq, a predicted model, not a curated record